AUGGCCAUCUACAACGCUGAAUGUUCUGCCCUGCUAAACGCCACGGUUUCCGAAUGGUGUCCGGCGAUUCACGUGCUCCCAUUGAAUGAGAGUGACGUUUACGACUUUCUUGACGCGCACCCCGAUGUGCUUGUUAAGUAUUUGAAGGAGCGGGCCGGGCUGGCGGAGUCUCUUGUCAAGCCCUUGCUGCCGGGUCUUGUCAAGACCACACCGGCGCAGGACGCCGCUGGUGGGAGCGGAGUGGCCGCCCCAUCAGCGGUGGCUGACGACUCUGUUGAGGAGGAGGUCCCUGGCUUUGUGUUUGCCGGGGAACUCUUCCUCGAUGAGUCGGAAGCGGCUGAAGAAUCGUCUUCGCCCGAGUUGAUUCGGGAGACAAUUGAGAUCUCGGACGAUGAGCCCGAGGAGGUUGACAAUGGCAAGGGGGGCGCCAAAAAGCGUCCUCCACCACUGUCAAUGCCAACCUCCCAGCAGUGGCCGCCCAGAUCGCCAGUCCGGCCAUCAUGGUCGCCAAUCACACCACCACCGGCGUCUCCUUCCCCAGCAUCGCCAACGCCAUCAUCGUCGUCCUCGGAGUCGUCCUCGAAGCCAUCUUCGAAAUCGGCCGAGGAACCUGAAUCAGAACGGGAGCAAUCCGAAGAUGAGAAAUCGUCUUCUUCGGAGGAAUCGUCGGCAUCAUCCUCGAAGUCAGCCAAGGAACCUGAAUCAGAGCCGGAGCCAUCCGAAGCUGAAAAGUCGUCUUCUUCAGAAGAAUCGUCGUCUUCAGAAGACGACAGUGAUGAUGAUCUCCUGCCUUUCCCUGCCCCUCCUAACCUUGUCGCUGCCUCCAGGGAGGAAAAGCCUGGCCGGAAGUGGCGGUUGUUCGAGCAAGAGUCGUGCAUCCAACACAUGGUCAACAUCCGAGCAGAAGGCAAACUUCAGGGCGAAGCACGGUUCCGAGAAGCCCAGCGACGCAUGGCACAGCAGGACGGGGUCGUCAAGACCGGCAAGACUGCAGUCAAGAACUUCUGGAACCGGUAUGGCCGCGCCCGUUCCCUCUUCGACGAGCGCAAGAACAGAAAGGCGCCACUUUCGACCUCCAAACAGGGCAAGGCGGCCAGAGCAAAGGCAGCCAGACGCAAGGCUGCGGCCAAAAAGACCCAGCAAGCAGCGAGAAAACGUGCCAAUGGCACUAAGAAAGCCGCUUCGACCUUGACCCAGAAGGCCAAGGGAAAGCGCAAGCGAACAUACGAGACCGAUUCCGAGUCUGAAUCCGAAGAAGAAGAAGAAGAGGAUUUCGACUCACCCUUCUUUGCCCCUUCUGACGAGUCCGGGCCCGACGAGACACCGCCUCGCAAGAGAAAGAGAGACGACGAUGACGACGAUGACGAGUGGCAGCCCGACAAGGAGCUGAUCAAUGCAGUGCAAAAGGGAUUGAGAACGAGAAAAGCCCGCGUCGCUUAUUAG
Molecule: messenger RNA, 1443 nt
Organism: Exophiala dermatitidis NIH/UT8656
Lineage: Eukaryota; Fungi; Ascomycota; Eurotiomycetes; Chaetothyriales; Herpotrichiellaceae
Exons: 1
Coding region: 1-1443 (480 amino acids)
Source: RefSeq, a predicted model, not a curated record